Molecule: messenger RNA, 537 nt
Organism: Pelobates cultripes (western spadefoot toad)
Lineage: Eukaryota; Metazoa; Chordata; Amphibia; Anura; Pelobatidae
Source: the annotation of a GenBank genome assembly
AUGUUGCUGCCUGCCGUAUGUGAUUUUUCUUUUUUGUGUUACCUUUCUUUCUGGUGUGAAGUUCUAGAAGAAGUUAAUAUCACACAGAAGUAUUUGCAAACAGUGGGACUCACUCUUGAAAAGUGCAUUGUGAAAGUACAAGGUCUGAUAGAGUUUCUUGCAGAUCAGCGCAGUGAAAUUGUGGAGAAGGCCAUUUGUUAUGCAACUACUACAUGUGAAGAAAUGGACAUUUCUAUGGAAAGAAGAGGGAGAGUAAAGCUCUGGAAACCAAUUCCAGGAGAGAAGGCAAAGGACGCUGGUCUCACAUUGACAGAGGAAAUGAAAAGGGCUACGUUUGAGUGCCUUUAUCGUUUUCAUCACGAGUUGGAAAUUCGUUCUAAGGCAAUUGAAAAAAUCUUUUCAAUGUUUGCUGUUAUUCAGCCAAAUUCUCUGGUUGUGGCAACAGAGAAAGAUAUUCGUAAUUAUACUCCAAAACGUUUGACAAAUUCUCUAAUGAAGACAUUUUUAGGGAAGUUGAACAUCUUUGGAGGCAUUUAG